Molecule: messenger RNA, 1071 nt
Organism: Loa loa (African eye worm)
Lineage: Eukaryota; Metazoa; Nematoda; Chromadorea; Rhabditida; Onchocercidae
Exons: 7
Coding region: 1-1071 (356 amino acids)
Source: RefSeq, a predicted model, not a curated record
AUGGCUACAAAAAACGAAUUCGAUUACCUUGGUCAUGGACGAAACUUUCGCAGUGGCCAGUACGACGGAAAUAAUGGUGAAGUAGAUAUAAUCCAGAUAGAAUCGUCUGAUGAAAGCGUUGAAAGUGAAGAUGCUAGGGAUGGCAAAUUCUGGCAACUAAUGCGUGCCUAUGCACAGCGAAAAGUCAGAGUGCAUUCAUAUUCAUUCCGUCAUCAGCAGUUCUGCGCCAUUGGUAACGUUGUACUUCGUAGCAAGGCUAAAACGAAUUUGAGGAAGUGUGUGGAUGGCAAUGAUGUAUGUUACUAUGAUGUCGGUAGUGUGAUUCAACUUUGUACUGUUAUCAAAGCUUCAACUUAUGGGAUGUAUUUGAAAAGGCUCUCCAGACAAAAAUUCAGGUGUCUUCUUGCUGUGGCCGAGCCAAUUUUUCAGCAGUUGAGGUCGUAUUUGCUGGGUGAAACAGAAACACGACCUUCUGAAAUUGAUCCAACUGGACCUGUGCCACUGUUGAAAGAGGCUUCGUUGAUUAAUGAUAAACACUUGCAAGAAAAAGCCUCGGUAUCUUCCGUCACUGCCGCAAGAGUUGUGAAUGAACAGAUGACAAUCGAUGGUAUUGAGGGUGAAUUUUUUGAAAAUCCGUGUUAUAUGGAAUUUCUGAUGAACUGGCUUAUGCAUACAAAUCUGGAAUGUGUCAAGAACACCUGUGUUAUCAAACUAACGGCAGAGCAACGCAUUGAGUUGGAUACCACAGAUGAAAGUUGUCAUCAUGUUUUUAUGACGAUUAAUCACUUGCCAGCUUCGCACUUUUUCGGUUCUGGCUUUGGUUUUGAUCAAAAAAAAGCCUUCUGGGCAGCCAGCCGAAGUAUCGUAAGACGACUAUAUCAUGCGGGUUUUAUAACACCAGCUUUGUAUCAUACGAUUGGGAAAUCUGGUAGAUCUGAAUUCUCUGGAAAGAUAAAACGUUGGCGACGCAUAAAAGAAUGGAAAACUGUGAAAAAUGCUGUUGAAUGGUUCAGGAAAACGAUGACAGCAAGUAAUUCUGCUUUUCGAAAUGUCAUUUUGAUCUCGAAAUAA